Messenger RNA from Cooperia oncophora, 216 nucleotides. NCBI's taxonomy places the organism in Eukaryota, Metazoa, Nematoda, Chromadorea, Rhabditida, Trichostrongylidae. The record is from the annotation of a GenBank genome assembly.
AUGCAAGCCCUAAUUGGUGAGAUGCGCUCGAUAUUCCGCGAUGAUCAUGUCAACAUCGAAGACAUGGAGAAGACGUUGUUAUCGUAUAAGAGCGAUCCGCAGGACUGGUCCCAAUAUGCUAUAUUUGAUGAACGAAAUUACACACGAAAUCUUGUCGAUACCGGCAAUGGAAAGUACAAUAUGAUCGUUCUUUGUUGGGGACCAGGAAUGUGCACG